GCCCAUUUCCAGUGCUUAAAAACGGAAGGGGAUCCUUGUAGUUUUUUAAUGCCUUUAUGCGCGUUUAAUUGUGUUUCAGAAUUGCCUUUGUAAAUGGAAGGGGCACAAAACAGAACGAAGCAUGGAUACAAGCAGUUGCAGUUAGAUGCAAAAUUAGAGGAGUUCUUUCAGCCCCCCCCCCAGCUAAAUUCUGCGAUCUGCAAUUAGUAUGGGUUGACUUGUUAUCUUGUUGCAUGACCUGCUAUUUUGGCAAAUUAGCGUUUAGGGUGGCAUCUGUUUUAUGCUAUGUCUGUGAUACGCUAUAAAAAGCAUGACAUUUAAUACAUAAAAAGCAUGACAUAAUACUGGCCUUGUAGGCAAGGAUUUUUUUCAGCUGGAACUCACCAGAACUCAGUUCCGGCACCUCUCAGAUGGACACCAUUGCCAUUUUAAGAGAACAAGGGAGGUAUUAAUGACAAGUUCCAGCACCUCUUUUUCUAGAAAAAUAGCACUGCUUGUAGGCAUGUAUUAUUGUUACUUAGGUUGCUUCCAGAUGACCAGUCUUGGGCAUUCAAAAUUAUUUGUUUGCAGGAGGUUUCCACAGUGUUGUAUUAUUCCAUCUUCCUAUCACUUCCCUGAUUGCAAAGAGUCUGAUGGGGUGGGGAGGAGUAGUGCAAUAGUGCCAGACUAACUAACUGUAACCCAAAUUUGUAUGUGAUUGAAUCCCACCCCCCAAAACAGAGGCAGUCCAGAAGCACCCUUAACAUAUUAUGCAUAUGUCAUAGCUGUCUCUCUGUCAUUUUUAUCUUCAUAAGAACCCUGCAUGGUAGAUUAGGCUGAGAUAUAAUGACUAACCCAAAGUAAACCAGUGAGCUGAAUAGAGAUUUGAACCUGGGUCUCGCAAGUCCUAGCUUGAUAUCCACUCUCUUUAUAUCUACUGCCUGAGACUAACUAGCAACAAAGUAUUUCGUUAUAUACACUACACUACAACAUCUGGGACCAAGAAGAUAAAUACUAAUGCUGAUUUUUUUGCUAGCAGCUGAAUAUGGCAGUUCGGUUCCUUUGGAAGACAGUGGCCAUGGUGGAGAGGCACAGGACUGGUUUCCUGGCAGUUUCCUGUGCUGGACUCUUUGGUGCUAACCUGACUUUUCACAUCUUUCCUGAGGAGACAUUCAGACCAUUGUAUCAGGCUUGGGCCAAGGGGAAACCAAUGGAGCUCUCAGGAAAAUUACAGAUCCUGUUCCGUGACAUCAUCAGUGACGUCAGAGUAAAAUCAGCAAAUCGUUACCAAGCCUUCGUGGCCUACAGCUUCCACCCAGUGAGCGCUGGGCUUCCAUGGUUGCCUGCAGGCUGUGUCGUGGGCAUUCCUGCCCAUUUCAGUGGUGCAGCCAGUGAUGAUAACAGGACUGCCAGCCACGUUGUUAUGAUUGAAGGCAAAGAAGUGGACUGGGACAGCACAGAAGGCCUGGCCUUGAAGGAGGCCCUGACCCUUUCUCCGGAGGCUCAGAAGUUUGCCAUUGCAAGAGAGCUCAUGUACUUGCAAAGCAACGGACCCUUCAUAUGUGCUGCUGUUGCACCCAUUUGUUUAGCUGGGACUUGGAUUUCUGGGGUAGCCAUAAAGCAGCUCCUGGGCUUGUAUUCGGGUCCAGUGCUCUUACGAGGCCUUUACAACGUGGCUGUAAUGGCGAUUGGAUUUGUGGGCUAUUGUUUAUCGUACGACGCUGUGAGUCAGGCAAUGGAUUACAGGACAGACAGAAAUACAGCCUCCGUUUCCACCAGCUUUGCUAGAGGUGGAGUGGAGUUCUAUAAUAAAAUUCUGUCCCAGAACAAGAUUUUCCGCACGCUCAUGGGCAAGAAAGGAGAGCGGAUAUAUGCCCCAAGUGGCAAUCUUUUCCCAAGAUACUGGUUCAGAUUAAAACAUGCAUCAUACACUUCCAGAAGAGACUUGAUUAUCAAUAUUUUAAGCAUGCCCCAGGCAUAGGAGUAGAGGCACUGUUGAAUUUUGAGCUUGUAGAUUAUGUAUUCUCUUUGGAACACUGCAGCCUGGUUUCACUUUUCAUAUGAUUUCAUUAGCAUUUCAAUUAUUAUUAUUUGGGGGGCGGGGAGGAGAAGGGGCUUGAUUUUAUUUUCCCUCCCUGUCCUGGAUGCACUGGUUGUCUUUAAAAAUUAAAGCCUCGCUUCAAAGGUU
Molecule: messenger RNA, 2167 nt
Organism: Podarcis muralis (Common wall lizard)
Lineage: Eukaryota; Metazoa; Chordata; Lepidosauria; Squamata; Lacertidae
Gene: TMEM177
Product: transmembrane protein 177
Cellular component (GO): membrane
Source: RefSeq, a predicted model, not a curated record